CGGGAAGGAUCCUCGUCCGGCGUCGGGUCCCGAAGCCUCGCGGAAGGCGGGGCGGGCGGCGCCGAGAAACAACGGCCGCGGGCGGCUGCGUCCGGGCGGCGGGAGAGCGCGACGCGAAGGGGCCGCCACCGCCGAGCAGUCCUCCAGCCGUGCCCGCGUCCGCUCGACCGCGCGUCCUCCGCGCAUCGGCGGCGGGUCCGGCGGCCGAGCCCAUGCAGCCGCGCAGCGAGCGCCCGGCCGGCAGGACGCAGAGCCCGGAGCACGGCAGCCCCGGGCCCGGGCCCGAGGCGCCGGCGCCGGCGCCGCAGCCGCCUGCCCCCGAGGCGGAGCGUGCGCGUCCCCGGCAGGCGCGGCCCGCGGCCCCCAUGGAGGGCACCGUGCAGCUGCUGACCCGGGAGGGUCACAGCGUGGCCCACAACUCCAAGCGGCACUACCACGACGCCUUCGUGGCCAUGAGCCGCAUGAGGCAAAGGGGCCUCCUGUGCGACAUCGUGCUGCACGUGGCUGCCAAGGAGAUCCGCGCGCACAAAGUGGUGCUGGCCUCUUGCAGCCCCUACUUCCACGCCAUGUUCACAAAUGAGAUGAGCGAGAGCCGUCAGACCCACGUGACGCUGCACGACAUCGACCCUCAGGCGCUGGACCAGCUGGUGCAGUUUGCGUACACGGCUGAGAUCGUGGUGGGCGAGGGCAACGUGCAGACUCUGCUCCCGGCCGCCAGCCUCCUGCAGCUGAACGGUGUCCGAGACGCCUGCUGCAAGUUCCUGCUGAGCCAGCUGGACCCUUCCAACUGCCUGGGCAUCCGGGGCUUUGCCGACACACACUCCUGCAGCGACUUGCUCAAGGCUGCCCACAGGUACGUGCUGCAGCACUUCGUGGACGUGGCCAAGACUGAGGAGUUCAUGCUGCUGCCGCUGAAGCAGGUGCUGGAACUGGUCUCUAGCGACAGCCUGAACGUCCCUUCUGAGGAAGACGUCUACCGCGCGGUCUUGAGUUGGGUCAAGCACGACGUAGACGCCCGUAGGCAGCACGUGCCAAGGCUGAUGAAGUGCGUGCGGCUGCCCCUGCUGAGCCGAGACUUCCUGCUGGGUCACGUGGACGCUGAGAGCCUGGUGAGGCACCACCCCGACUGCAAGGAUCUGCUCAUCGAAGCCCUCAAGUUCCACCUGCUGCCCGAACAGAGGGGCGUCCUGGGCACCAGCCGCACGCGGCCCCGGCGCUGUGAGGGGGCUGGCCCCGUGCUCUUUGCCGUGGGCGGCGGGAGCCUGUUCGCCAUCCACGGGGACUGUGAAGCCUAUGACACGCGCACCGACCGCUGGCACGUGGUGGCCUCCAUGUCCACACGCCGGGCCCGCGUGGGCGUUGCUGCUGUUGGGAACCGUCUGUACGCCGUGGGCGGCUAUGACGGGACUUCAGACCUGGCUACCGUGGAGUCGUACGAUCCUGUGACCAACACGUGGCAGCCCGAGGUGUCCAUGGGCACGAGACGAAGCUGCCUGGGCGUGGCUGCCCUCCACGGGCUGCUGUACGCAGCUGGCGGCUACGACGGGGCCUCCUGCUUGAACAGUGCCGAGCGCUACGACCCGCUGACGGGAACGUGGACAUCUGUCGCUGCCAUGAGCACCCGGAGGCGAUACGUGCGCGUGGCCACGCUCGAUGGGACCCUGUACGCCGUGGGCGGCUACGACAGCUCCUCGCACCUGGCCACCGUGGAGAAGUAUGAACCCCAGGUGAACGCGUGGACGCCCGUGGCCUCCAUGCUGAGCCGCCGCAGCUCGGCGGGCGUGGCGGUGCUGGAGGGCACCCUGUACGUGGCGGGGGGCAACGAUGGCACCAGCUGCCUCAACUCGGUGGAGAGAUACAGCCCGAAGGCCGGUGCCUGGGAGAGCGUGGCGCCCAUGAACAUCCGCAGGAGCACGCACGACCUGGUGGCCAUGGACGGCUGGCUGUAUGCCGUGGGCGGCAACGACGGCAGCUCCAGCCUCAACUCCAUCGAGAAGUACAACCCCAGGACCAACAAGUGGGUGGCCGCGUCCUGCAUGUUCACGCGGCGCAGCAGCGUGGGCGCCGCCGUGCUGGAGCUGCUCAACUUCCCGCCGCCGUCCUCGCCCACGCUGUCCGUGUCCUCCACCAGCCUCUGACCCGCCGCAGCGCCCUCGCCUUCCACAUGCCUUAAGGGGGUGCGCGGCCCCACCAGGGACACCCCACGCCGUCUGUCCGUGUCUGUGCUCAUUCUCAUGUUCGUUUAUUUAUUUACUCGUUAUUUAUCGAGGGGUGAACAGCAUGGCAGCCGCCGUUCACCGCGUCUGCUCCUGAAACACGCGGCCCUCCCGAGUGUCACCCCUGCUCCGUGCUUUGGGGGCAGCCGGAGUGAAGCAUGUGGGGCUCACGCGUCUUGGGGGACCCUGUGCCCCACUCUGUCGCUGGAGUGGGGGGGGCUUUCCCAGCAGGUGCAGACCCCAGCCCCCACGUAGCACACGGCUCGGGAAGGGCACAGAGCAGGCUUCCUUCCCGUGUCCCUGUCCUUUCUGGACCUUGUACCAAGCACACACGUGUGCACACGGACCCUACACAGCAAUAUGAGCCAACUUGAACAAUAAACGCGUGUCCUGGCUCCA
Messenger RNA from Lemur catta (Ring-tailed lemur), 2615 nucleotides. It is a transcript of the gene KLHL17, whose product is annotated as kelch like family member 17. Lineage: Eukaryota; Metazoa; Chordata; Mammalia; Primates; Lemuridae. The transcript is spliced from 12 exons. The coding region runs from base 213 to 2138 and encodes 641 amino acids. The record is from RefSeq and is a predicted model, not a curated record. Gene Ontology annotation, molecular function: protein binding.